AACGGAAUAAUCGGCAAAGCGGCCUCCGGUUGCGCAGGCAAGAACUUCUACACCCGAGGUGCCUUUCUUAACGCCCUUAAUUCCUACCCUCGUUUCGCUCAGGAUGGCUCCGCCGAUGACUCGAAGCGCGAGAUUGCUGCUUUCUUUGCACAUGUCACACACGAGACUGGACACUUCUGCUACAUAGAAGAGAUCGAUGGUGCCUCAAAGGACUACUGUGACGAGAGAAACACGCAGUAUCCAUGCGUUCCGGGCAAAGGAUAUUACGGCCGUGGUCCGAUCCAAAUAUCCUGGAACUACAACUACGGACCUGCCGGACAGAGCAUCGGAUUCAACGGUCUGAAUGCUCCGGAGACUGUGGCUAAGGACGUGGUGGUGUCUUUCAAGACUGCAUUCUGGUUCUGGAUGAACAAUGUCCAUUCGGUCAUGAGACAAGGAUUCGGCGCCACGAUAAGAGCCAUUAAUGGCGGUGAAUGUGGAGGAAGAAACUCCGGCGCUGUUCAGGCUCGAGUUAGGUAUUACACCGACUACUGUAAGAAACUCGGUGUGUCGCCGGGUGACAACCUUACUUGUUAGAAUACAGUAAUUAAUUACUAACAGAGAUCUCUAUGAAGUUGCAUUCACAGGGAAAUUGAAUGAACAGUACUCUAGUACUGUAGCAUUAAUAGAAAAGAAAAUGGAGUGUAACGUAAAUUAAAUAAUUAAUAAAGGGAUCGGAAGCCUUCUACUA
Nelumbo nucifera (sacred lotus) is the source of this 730-nucleotide messenger RNA. RefSeq names its product endochitinase EP3-like. The record is from RefSeq and is a predicted model, not a curated record. Gene Ontology annotation, molecular function: chitin binding; chitinase activity. NCBI's taxonomy places the organism in Eukaryota, Viridiplantae, Streptophyta, Magnoliopsida, Proteales, Nelumbonaceae. Gene Ontology annotation, biological process: cell wall macromolecule catabolic process; carbohydrate metabolic process; chitin catabolic process.